ACCCGCCGCCCCGGUAUGAAGGUGCUCCGGCACAAGAUAGAGCUGCUGACAGGGCUGCUGCUGCAGGAGAUGACCAUGGCGGGGCUGCACGAGCUGCGCUUCACCGAGGAGAAGCCGCUGUUGCGAGGCCAGGACGCCGAGCUGGAGAACUCGGAUGUGUUCCUGUCCACUGUGGACACGGACUGGAAGGAACAUGACAUCGAGACCCCCUACGGGCUGCUGCACGUGGUCAUCCGGGGCUCCCCCAAGGGCAAUCGCCCGGCCAUCCUGACCUACCAUGACGUUGGCCUCAACCGUCCCCCCCCGCCAGGGCAUGGGGUCUCUGAUCCCCGCCUGCCCUUGACAGACAAGCUGUGCUUCAACACCUUCUUCAACUACGAGGACAUGCAGGAGAUAACGAAGCACUUUGUGGUGUGCCACGUGGACGCGCCGGGCCAGCAGGCGGGAGCCUCGCAGUUCCCGCAGGGGUACCAGUACCCGUCCAUGGACCAGCUGGCUGCCAUGUUACCCAGCGUGGUGCAGCAUUUCGGGUUCAAAUACGUGAUCGGCAUCGGCGUGGGAGCAGGAGCCUACGUGCUGGCCAAGUUUGCGCUCAUCUUCCCCGACCUGGUGGAAGGGCUGGUCCUCAUGAACAUCGACCCAAACGGCAAAGGCUGGAUCGACUGGGCAGCUUCCAAGCUCUCGGGCCUUACCAGCACGCUGCCAGACACCGUCCUGUCCCACCUCUUCAGCCAGGAGGAGCUGGUGAACAACACGGAGCUGGUGCAGAGUUACCGGCAGCAGAUCAGCAGCGUGGUGAACCAGUUCAACCUCCAGCUCUUCCUCAACAUGUACAACAGCCGCAGGGACCUGGACAUCAACCGGCCCGGGACCGUGCCCAAUGCCAAGACGCUGCGCUGUCCCGUGAUGCUCGUGGUGGGAGACAACGCGCCUGCCGAAGAGGGGGUGGUGGAGUGUAACUCCAAGCUGGAUCCCACCAACACCACCUUCCUGAAGAUGGCUGACUCUGGUGGGCUGCCUCAGGUCACCCAGCCCGGCAAGCUGACCGAAGCCUUCAAGUACUUCCUGCAAGGCAUGGGCUACAUCGCCCACCUGAAGGAUCGGAGGCUGAGUGGAGGCACAGUGCCGUCUGCCAGCAUGACCCGCCUGGCGCGCUCCCGCACCGCCUCCCUCACCAGCGCCAGCUCCGUGGAGGGCGCCCGCCCGCGCGCCUGCACCCACUCGGAGAGCACCGAGGCCAUGGGGCAGAUCAACCACACCAUGGAGGUAUCGUGCUGAGGCCCGCGCCCGCCGCCGACGUCUCCUCCAGAGCCAUCUCCCAUCCGUCAGCACCCCGCCAGCACCCGCCCGCCCCGCGGACCCCCUCCGCCAGGGCCCUCCGCUCCCGCGGAGUGGAUUCAGCGUCUUGGCCCGCAGCGGCCUUCCUCCCCUCACCGGGCACCAGAGGAGGAGAGGGGCUUCGCUUCGCCGCCCCCCCCAAGCUCUGGAGCCCAGCUUAGCAGCAGUCACACACCCCUUGGGCUCGGUCCUCCCCCCCAGCAUCGGUUUGGCCCUGGUUUGCGAGGGAUGGUGGUGGGACGGGGACAGGAUGGUGGGAUGGGGACAGGACGUGGAGAGGAGGUGGGAGGGAGGAUGGGCUCCUGAGGCGGCCCGGUGGCUGGAAGAAAACCAAGGCUGGGGAGCAGCGCUGGGAGCCACCAGGGCAGAAGCGCGACCCGUGGGCCGCCCCGGCCCCUCGCCUGCAGCAGGCCUGUCCUGGGCCCUGUGUUUGUGGCCAGAAGGCCGAGCACCACCAGGCCGAGCGCCACCAGCGCCCCAAAGCGCCCCAAAGCGCCCCAGGGGCAGGGGCCGGGGGGGUCUUCAUGCUGGGGCCUGCUCCUUCCCUGCCCCGUGCUGGCCGGGCCGAGGCCCAUGGGGUUCGGAGGCCGCUGGGUUCAGGGCUAUCGCAUGGCGAAAGGCCCUGGGAUCCCCCCUGGCCUCCAGUUCAGCUGCAGCCUGUUGGUGUCACUGCCGCGGAGCCGUUAGCAAUAAGAUGAGACCCCCCCCCCGCCCCACCCCAGGGAGCCCCCCACACCCCAGGGUGCCCUGCAGAGCACAUCACCUCCGGUACCCAGCAGCACCGGGCCUCCCCCAGGUGCCCGGCGGGUGUGGGGACCCCCCGGGGUCCGGCUUUGCCCACAGGUGUCCAUGGCGUGGCCCAGCUCCCCCUCCCCAGCAUCUCGCCCGCACACUGAGCGGGGCAUCUCUCAAGGGCUUGGCUCCCCCCCACACACACACACACACCCCAAGCUGUGGGGCCCCAUCCAGCUGCCAGCCCCGGGUGGAUCUGGCCUCUCCCACUCGGCCCGGAGAGCCAUGUCAUCCGCAUCACCCCUCCACGGGCAGCCCGGCCUCUGCCACUGGGAGAGCCGCGUCCUCACCAGGUGCCACCAUCGGGGCCGAGCAGAACCAGCCCAAAACCCAAGCGGGUGCGAAACAUCUGGCCAUGGGGACAGCAGGCAUCGGGGCCCACGGCCCGCCGGGAGCGGAGACCCCAAAGCGCCUGCCCGGCGGACCCCAGCCUCUCACCCCUGUCCCCCCCACCCCGAGAGAGGUGCAGGGACCCCCCCAACACCUGCUCCCCUGGUGCCCACACACAUACACACACGCACAUGCACACACAGCCAUCGACUGGCCACCCCAAAACGCCAGUGUCCCCAUUUGCCCCCACCUUCGUCCUGCCGUGUGCUUCCUUCUCGGUGUGACUCUGAAAGCUAAGUAGCUCCUUUUUACUGUAGAUAACCGCUGCGAUCUCUCGUUUUCUCGGCGUGUCCUUCCAGAUGAUAUAUAUAAAUACCUAUACAUUACAUAUAUAUAUAUAGGGUCAUCCGGUCCCUGCCCUUUUUGAGUUCAUUCCCCCUCGCGCUCUCGUACAAGCGGUAACGUGUGGUUUCCCCUUUGAGGUGGGCUGGCCAUGCUUGCCUUCGGUUCGCCACCUGGGUUUCGUUGGGUCGGUUUGGUUUUCCCCAGUGGUUCGUUCUUCUGAUUUUUUGGGGGGUUGUUUUUCUUUGUUUCCUGGUCACGGUGGAAUUUAAUGCGUUUUCCCCACCCCACCCCAGCCCCUUUCCUCCAGUCUGAGUGCACCCUGGUUUCGUCACGGCGGCAUCGGGGCCGCGGUACUCACACGAGACGGCAAAAUGUAAACCGGAUUUAACUAACUUGUCGCUGUAGAGAGGAUUUACUGUGUUGGAAAAAAAAAUUAAAAAAAGAAAAAAAGAAAAAACUAAUAAAGAUGAUAAGAACCUGC
This is a messenger RNA of Dromaius novaehollandiae (emu), 3286 nucleotides long. RefSeq names its product NDRG family member 4 (gene NDRG4). Gene Ontology annotation, biological process: signal transduction; positive regulation of ERK1 and ERK2 cascade. Gene Ontology annotation, cellular component: cytoplasm. The record is from RefSeq and is a predicted model, not a curated record. The transcript has 17 exons. Lineage: Eukaryota; Metazoa; Chordata; Aves; Casuariiformes; Dromaiidae. The coding region runs from base 16 to 1278 and encodes 420 amino acids.